This is a messenger RNA of Moneuplotes crassus, 568 nucleotides long. NCBI's taxonomy places the organism in Eukaryota, Ciliophora, Spirotrichea, Euplotida, Euplotidae. The record is from the annotation of a GenBank genome assembly.
AUUAAUUAUAGCCAAUAUGGAUCACUCCAAAAUGCAAAUGGAUAGCAUAUGCAUGUUCUUUUAUCAAAGCUCAGAAGUGAUUUUCCUCUUCGAAAGUCUCCAUGUCAGCAACUUGGGGGCCUAUAUCGCAUGACUUUUAUUCACAUUUUUCAUUGGAUUCUGCCUUGAAAUUGUCACUGUUGCAGUAAAUUAUCUAAAGCACUCAGCAAUGUUUGACCUUCAUAAGGUUGACUUUGGCCUCGUUCCAUGAGAGUCAAGAGACAAAGAGAAGAAAGAGAGUCUUCUUAAGCAAGGCUAUUUUGUUGAUGAUUCCUGAACUAGAGUCCAGAAGCGGCUACUCAUCUCGUUAGCAUAUUUCCUUCAGAUAACGCUUGGAUAUUUGUUGAUGAUGAUUGUAAUGACCUACAACUUCUUGUUGCUGUUAGUAGCUAUCUUAGGCAUGGUCUCAGGCUAUAUUCUCAUACAAUGUCUGCAGUCCCGAAUCAAAAUUGAAAUCAGUGAUUUAGAUAAUGUUUUAGAUGGAGAAAAGCGUUAAAACUAUUUAUACUAAACCCAGGUUUUUCGUGAA